This is a messenger RNA of Monopterus albus (swamp eel), 1084 nucleotides long. It is a transcript of the gene hbae4, whose product is annotated as hemoglobin alpha embryonic-4. Bases 251 to 763 code for a protein of 170 amino acids. Gene Ontology annotation, molecular function: peroxidase activity; haptoglobin binding; oxygen carrier activity. The record is from RefSeq and is a predicted model, not a curated record. The transcript is spliced from 3 exons. NCBI's taxonomy places the organism in Eukaryota, Metazoa, Chordata, Actinopteri, Synbranchiformes, Synbranchidae. Gene Ontology annotation, cellular component: hemoglobin complex; blood microparticle; haptoglobin-hemoglobin complex. Gene Ontology annotation, biological process: hydrogen peroxide catabolic process; oxygen transport.
GUCCGCAGCCUGAUAACGCACAGGAGGGAGACAACACGGCUGCGGAGACCUGUGCCAUUUUCUCGUUUUCUUCACACAGAAAGAAUUCGUCUAUUUUACUCAUUAACGUCGUCUGCAUUUUGGUUAACAGCGUUAAUCCCUUAAUAAAAUGGUGGAUUAACGCCUUUUACGCACAGAUUUGUCGCCUGACCUCCGCUGCAAAGUCAUCUCUGGAUAUUCAGCUACAGUUUGGGCUCUGUUCCUCCGUGCCAUGCUCUCAAAGACGGAGAAAGAACUAAUAGUAGAAAUAUGGGAAAGGCUGACUCCUGUGGCUGAAUAUAUUGGGUCAGAUGCGCUUCUUAGGAUGUUCGCCUCUUACCCGGGAACGAGGACGUUAGACAUAAAUCCCGGCUCUGCUCAUCUGCUCUCUCAUGGGAAGAAGAUUGUCCUAGCCAUAGCAGAGGGAGCCAAAGACAUCAGCCAGUUGACCGUCACCCUGGCUCCUCUACAAACUCUGCAUGCCUACAAGCUGCGGAUAGACCCGACCAACUUCAAGCUCCUGGACAGUAACAUCUUUUCCUCCCCUGCAGCUUCUCUCACACUGUAUGCUCGUCACCCUGGCCUGCUACCUGGGGGACGAGUUCACACCGGUUGCACAUGCAGCAAUGGACAAGUACCUGUCAGCUGUUGCAGCUGUGCUCGCCGAGAAAUACAGAUGAGACUGGGCCAUGUCUCUAGGAAGGACGAUGAUGAUAUAUUAGAUGAAAUAUUUAUGUAUGUGUAGUUUUUGUUAUAAUAAAAUGUGCAAUUAAUAUGCUGCUUUUUGUUGUGUUGUGUUACAAUGUAAAGACUUAAUCAUGCAUAAAUAUAAUUCACUCAUGUGUAAACCUUAUGGCUGUGACUCAGGUUGUGACUAUGUCUAUAUACAAUACAUGUUAUAGUAUAUUUGAUCCAAGAGAAAAGCUGGUCUCACAGUUUAUUGUUACAGCAGUGAACAGGGCACUGCCUACAGUUCUGUCACAGUUCACUGUUAUCUCUGGCACUGAAAUACACCUCGGAGAUGUCUGUUGUCCUGAAAUAAUACUGGAUUACCUAACACAAGCAA